AUGGUGCCACCAAGAACCAAUAAUUUCAGGAAACAGGGGAAAACCAAUCAAAGUGGCGGCAGAAAUCAGUAUAUACCUAAAUUUAUAUCCGUCGCUCCUUGGUAUAAAGAGAGUAAUAAUGAAAACGAUAACGACACCAUUGAUGAGGAUAAUUAUAGCAAAAAUCUUGGUGGCGAUGAUGAUGAUGGCAAUAAAGAAAAGAAGGAUUAUUUAGCUCAUCAGCGAAACGACCCAACACUGAAACCUAAGAAUUUUGCAAUAUCUAAGCACGGAUUUGGAAUUAAUGAUUUAUUUGAGGAGAUUGUUGAUGAGAAUAUAGUAGAAUUUGAUAAAAAUCGAAAUAAAAAUAAAAAUAAGAGAAACAGUAAAACUGAAAAAUUUAAUAAAAAUAAAAGAAACAAGAGAUUUAAUUCUAAGAAUGGGGUUUAUUGUACGAAUUGCGGUUCAGUAAAUCAUAUAAAAAAGGAUUGUCUUGAGAGGCCAAAUAAGAUUAAUAUCAAUUUUCGAGAAAAAGAGAAGGAGGAGGAGGAUAAUGAUGCUGAUGAUCUUAUUUUUAAUACUACUAAUCACAAUAUACCCAACAACAAAAAGCCCAGAAAAGAAAAAAAGAAUAUAAUAAGGAUAAGAAAAGAAGAGGCAGAUAAUUACAAUAGUAAUAAAAAAGAUAAUUAUGAUUCAAGGAGGGAUCGGUGGUAUGGAUAUGAUAUAAGCAAUUGGGAAAGUGAAUUGAAAACAUGGGAAGAGAAUGAUAUUAAGAAAAAGGAGAAACUCAAAUUGGAAGAAAUUGAUAGAUUGAUUAGAUCAAUUGAGAAAUAUGAUGGUGAACCAAACGAUGAUAGCUUUAUAGAAAAUACAGAGCUGUAUUUUAAUUCAAGUUCGGAUGAGGAAAUUGAGUUACAAGAGUUGGGACUACUAGAGAAUGAUUUUAAAUCAAAAAUCGAUAGUGAGAAGGCAUCAGGAGAAAAAAUUAUAAGGAUCUUGGAGGAUAAAGCAAGUUAUCUUUACGGAGUCAAUUCGAAGCCGCAAAAAUACAACGAAAACGAGGAUAUUGAAUUAUCAUAUAAUCCCAAAACAAGAUCUAUCAGAGAUGUGAAUACAGGAUACAUCAACAACAACAAUCUAUUUGUAAGGCAUUUGAAUGGAGAGGCAGCCGAGUACGAGAAAUUAAAGACAUUUGCGUGGGACAGCAACAAAAGAGCAAUGAACCAGAUGCUGCAAAUGACCCAACUUAGCGAAACCGAGGAACCCCAAAAUGGCAGUGGAAGCAACAGCAACAGCAACAGCAUUGAAGGAGAAGCAGUGUCCAAGCUUGACCCCACCAAUCAUCCCGAAGCCAGCCCAACAGCAUUUAUAGUUGAGAUGAAGAAGAAAAAGGAGGAGUUGGGCAAGAAAUCAGCACGGCAGUCGUACAUCCUGAGGUAUCUUUGA
Messenger RNA from Ascoidea rubescens DSM 1968, 1428 nucleotides. It is a transcript of the gene SLU7, whose product is annotated as mRNA splicing protein SLU7. Gene Ontology annotation, cellular component: spliceosomal complex. Gene Ontology annotation, molecular function: zinc ion binding; pre-mRNA 3'-splice site binding. Lineage: Eukaryota; Fungi; Ascomycota; Saccharomycetes; Ascoideales; Ascoideaceae. The transcript has a single exon. The record is from RefSeq and is a predicted model, not a curated record. The coding region runs from base 1 to 1428 and encodes 475 amino acids. Gene Ontology annotation, biological process: mRNA splicing, via spliceosome.